AUGGCGUCCGCGCAAGAUAGCCCUGCUCCUCCCACCAAAUUCUUCCCGCCCGAUCACGUUCUCAUCGAGCAGUUCCUUCGUCCAAAGUUGGCCGAACUGCCGAUCGACAGCGGCUGUAACAUCCAUGACUUCGACGCUUACUCCGUCUCACCCGACAUCCUCGUCGGCAAGCACGAGCACGCGCCGGGAACCGACAAGGACGACGGGAAAAGGGGCCACUGGUACUUCUUCACACCGGCGCGACGUCACGGGACAAGGAACGGCGGCGGGAGACGGCAGCGUGCGGUCGGCGAGGGUUACACAUGGCACUCGGAAGGUGGAGAGAAGCCCGUUGUUGACGGCGCUACUGGAAGCCUCGUUGGCUACAAGCGGAAGCUCAACUACGUCUUCAAGGAGUCGCCGGGAUCUUCGCCAACCAGGCUCGGAUGGUGCAUGACCGAGUUCCGGCUCGACGACGAUGCUGCUGGGCUGGUGAUCUGCAUGGUCUGCGUGUCACGCCACAAGAGGGAGACUACAUACGAGUCAGUAAUGAAGGCCAUGGCGGAUUCCAAGAAGAGGAAGGCUAGCGACGAUCCACACCCGGACGCUCCACGCCCCCAAACCCCGCGGCGCCAAGAAAUGGAAGAGCUUCAGAACAUGGAGCGCUGGUUGCCCACCGGAGCACUGGGCAACAGCCGCCGCUGGUUGCUUUCCGACCAAGACGACGUGAUGCCCCCUGGAGCUGUGGACGACGGGAGCGUGGAUCCGGCCGGGUUCUUCACCGACAUAGUCGACGUUGAAGAGUUAUGCCGGAUGCAGCAGCAGCGACUGGCUGAGGACGGACACGAGGAGGUCACGUAUGCGAGGCUGUUCGGCGACGACGACAUGGACCUGGUGGUGCCAUCUUCUACACCGGCGCCGGCGCCCGCGUUCGUCUCGUGUGAUACUACAUCGUCGCACGUGAUGGCCAAGUGCUCCAAGGCAGACUGUGAAAUCUGCAUCCAGCAGAUGGUGGAGAAGCUAGUCUACCAGAUUGUUUAG
Messenger RNA from Lolium perenne, 1020 nucleotides. RefSeq lists its product as uncharacterized. Gene Ontology annotation, biological process: regulation of DNA-templated transcription. The record is from RefSeq and is a predicted model, not a curated record. NCBI's taxonomy places the organism in Eukaryota, Viridiplantae, Streptophyta, Magnoliopsida, Poales, Poaceae. Gene Ontology annotation, molecular function: DNA binding.